UCCCCCGGCGGCCCCGAGGAGAGGGGCGGGGGGGGCAUGAAGCCGUUGGAGAAAUUUCUGAAGAAGCAGACUUCGCAGCUGGCGGGACGAACGGUGGCGGGAGGUCCCGGCGGGGGUUCGGGGAGCUGCGGCGGGCCUGGAGGGGGUGGGGGACCUGGCGGGGGCGGCGGUCCAGCCGAGGGACCGCGGCCGCUGCAGCGGCGUCAGAGCGUGUCUCGCCUGCUGCUCCCAGCUUUCCUCCGGGAGCCCCCCGCCGAGCCGGGGCUGGAGCCGCCCUCUGAAGAGGACGGGGGAGAGCCGGCGGGGGUCGCGGAGGAGCUCGGCAGCGGGGGGCCCUGUUGGCUGCAUCUAGAGGAGGUGCCGGGGCCCGGGCCGCUCGGGGGAGGGGGACCCCUGCGCUCCCCUUCCUCGUACUCCUCAGACGAGCUAUCCCCGGGAGAGCCUCUGACUUCUCCACCCUGGGCCCCCCUGGGCGCCCCCGAGCGGCCGGAGCAUCUUCUGAACCGGGUUCUGGAGCGGCUGGCGGGAGGGGCUACCAGGGACAGCGCCGCCUCAGAUAUCCUGCUGGAUGACAUCGUUCUCACCCAUUCUCUCUUCCUCCCUACGGAGAAAUUUCUGCAGGAGCUACACCAAAUAUCCUUUGUUUGGGCAGGAGGCAUGGAGGGCUCUGAGGGGCUGGGCCGGAAGCAGGCCUGUCUAGCCAUGCUCCUUCAUUUCUUGGACACCUACCAGGGGCUGCUGCAGGAGGAAGAGGGGGCCGGCUGCAUCAUCAAGGAUCUGUACCUGCUGAUUAUGAAGGACGAGUCCCUUUACCAGGACCUCCGAGAGGACACACUGAGGCUGCACCAGCUUGUGGAAACAGUGGAGCUAAAGAUCCCAGAGGAGAGCCAGCCACCCAGCAAGCAGGUGAAGCCACUCUUCCGCCACUUCCGUCGGAUAGACUCCUGCCUGCAGACCCGCGUGGCCUUCCGGGGUUCCGAUGAGAUCUUCUGCCGGGUCUACAUGCCUGACCACUCUUAUGUGACCAUACGCAGUCGUCUCUCAGCAUCUGUGCAGGACAUUCUGGGCUCUGUGACAGAGAAGUUGCAGUACUCAGAGGAGCCUGCAGGGCGCGAGGAUUCCCUCAUCCUGGUAGCUGUGGCCUCCUCAGGAGAGAAGGUCCUUCUCCAGCCAACCGAAGACUGUGUCUUCACCACGCUGGGCAUCAACAGCCACCUGUUCGCUUGCACCCGAGACAGCUAUGAGGCCCUGGUGCCUCUCCCGGAGGAGAUUCAGGUCUCCCCUGGAGACACAGAGAUCCACCGAGGGGAGCCUGAGGACGUUGCCAACCACCUUACGGCCUUCCACUGGGAGCUGUUCCGCUGUGUGCACGAGCUGGAGUUCGUGGACUACGUGUUCCACGGGGAGCGCGGCCGCCGGGAGACGGCCAACCUGGAGCUGCUGCUGCAGCGCUGCAGCGAGGUCACGCACUGGGUGGCCACCGAGGUGCUGCUCUGCGAGGCCCCGGGCAAGCGCGCGCAGCUGCUCAAGAAGUUCAUCAAGAUCGCGGCCAUCUGCAAGCAGAACCAGGACCUGCUGUCCUUCUACGCCGUGGUCAUGGGGCUGGACAACGCCGCGGUCAGUCGCCUGAGGCUCACCUGGGAGAAGCUGCCAGGGAAAUUCAAGAACUUGUUCCGCAAAUUUGAGAACCUGACAGACCCCUGCAGGAACCACAAAAGUUACCGAGAAGUGAUCUCCAAGAUGAAGCCCCCUGUGAUUCCUUUCGUGCCUCUGAUCCUCAAAGACCUGACUUUCCUGCACGAGGGGAGUAAGACCCUUGUAGAUGGUUUGGUGAACAUUGAGAAGCUGCAUUCAGUGGCGGAGAAGGUGAGGACAGUCCGCAAAUACCGGAGCCGGCCCCUCUGCCUUGAAAUGGAGGCGUCCCCCCAUCACCUGCAGACCAAGGCCUAUGUGCGCCAGUUCCAGGUCAUUGACAACCAGAACCUCCUCUUCGAGCUUUCCUACAAGCUGGAGGCCAAUAGUCAGUGAGCACAGAGGCUCUGGUCGGCCCCUCACCAGGGUCCUCAGGCACCUGGUACUCAAGCACUUUGCACAACAUCCCAAGCCACGUCUGACAUCUUCCCCUGGGAGCAACUUCCUGCCCCCAAGGGAAAGAGUUGGGUGGACUUACUCCUGGACUCAUAAGCCUGUUCAUCCUGCUGAAGUACUCUCCCCCUUGCUCCUUCAAACCAAAACCACCCUGCUGGUUCUGCCCUGCCUGGGGAAAGGGGCCACAGAGCUCCUUCCUCUGGCCCCUCCCAGCGAGAUCUAUUCCGGAGAUGCAGUUCCCAGCCAACCUCCUCUUCCCAAGCAGGCCGGAGAGCUGCCCACCCUCCCAUCUUGCAGAGUGGAAUUGUGGGAGGGAUUGGCAGCCUUUCUGUCCACCACCUACCCAGCUUCUCCCUGGUCUGGGCUGGGACCCCUAGAUGGAUUCCUGAAUAUCACAUGCCCUUGUGCGUCCGUGCGUGAGUGUGCCCCCUUUUAAAGAGCAGGAAGGUAUCUGGUCAUUGAGGGAAGGUGUUGUGUGUGUGCUGGGGAGGGGGGUCCUUCUGUUUGGUGCUACCCUUGUCUACUCUGGAUAGUACGGGGUGCUUUCCCUAUCCCCACCACUCCCUGCCCACCGCCUCUGCUGCCCUACACACCCAGACGUGUGGACGAAGCUGCUCAUGAGGGCAAGGAGCAGCAGCGGGAGGGAAGGUUACCUGUCAGCCCUUCCAAGUCCCCCACUCAGGCCUCCCAGAGCUCCCUGGGUGGGCUCCGAUGAGAGGAAAGAUGCUCAGGGAAACACAGGACGAAGCUGCCCACAGGACCCUCCCUCUGCAUUGCAGUGGGGUGAGGUGUGGUAUGAUCAGGAGUUCUGGGUGCCUGCUGCCCAGACUCCUGCUUUUAGGGUAUCUCACUGCUAAGAAGGGAGUUGUCUUCUCCCUUCUGGCUCUUCUGUGGGAUACCAACACACAGUCUCCAUCUUUUCCCUGUCUUGACUCCCCUUUGGUCCUUCCCAUCAGAGCUGGGGUGGACCCCUGUACCCGGGCAGGCAGCUCCAAAAAGUGGGGGAGGGAACGGCAGAGACUGGAAAGGCAAAACUGGACUCUGGUGAUGCCUAUUACCUCUCGGUCUCCCCUCCAUCUCCCAUCACAGGCCUCCAGGACUGAGGGGCGCGGGGCUCCUGGCAGCUAUGGGGUGAGAUUUCCUUGUAUAGCCUCACCCUCCUUUCUGGCACCACCUCUUCCCCUUCUGAAGAGGCAGCAGCUGCUGCCACCAAAGCAGCUGCUGCUCCUGCUCUGAGGGUGUAUAUAUUUUUUACCAAAAGCUCUGAAAUUGUACACUUAUUUUUUAAAACCCAAAGAGGGAAAGAGCCUUGUAUCAUAUGUAAACAGUGUAUCAUAGGUUAUGUUGUACAGUCCCUUUUAUACAGCGGUCCCUCGUGUUCCAGCCGCAGAAAAUGCUGGCAGAUUCCCCGCCCCUAGCCCAUCCGCAGGCGCUGUGUCCCACCCCUGCCAUCCCUUAAAGACGGUGACCGUGUCCCCUCCGGCUCCCUGCCUCCUUCCUGCUACUGCUGAUGGCCCUCCUCUCCCUGCAGCCGCCCUUCCUCCUGACCCCUCUUGCACUCCAGCCCUCACCGCCCUCCGCACCCUGGGGCCCACUGGGCCAGUCUUGGCUGCUGCCCGCCCCUCCCUUGACGCCUGCCCCGCUGCCUCCCAGGGGCCUCCCGGAUCCUUCCCGUGCCCCACAGCUUUAACAGAGUGAACUGUGUUUACUGUACAGGCGCGCUUGUCAUGGCAGAAGCCUCCUGGUGGAGUAAAAGCCCAUAAAGUCUAUGAAUCCA
Molecule: messenger RNA, 3865 nt
Organism: Camelus dromedarius (Arabian camel)
Lineage: Eukaryota; Metazoa; Chordata; Mammalia; Artiodactyla; Camelidae
Gene: RAPGEFL1
Product: Rap guanine nucleotide exchange factor like 1
Exons: 16
Coding region: 37-2028 (663 amino acids)
Biological process (GO): Ras protein signal transduction; positive regulation of GTPase activity
Cellular component (GO): plasma membrane
Molecular function (GO): guanyl-nucleotide exchange factor activity
Source: RefSeq, a predicted model, not a curated record